AUGAGGUUAUCACUCCGUGUUAGUGCCGCUGUUGCACUAAUUAUCCUGAGUCUCAUCCUGGUCACUCGCAGCCUGAAGACCAAGGGUGAAUCAAUUCAGGAUAUGUUGCACUUCGAUACUGGUUCUUUCCGCACAUCUCUCAGACCAAAAUCCAGACCAGAUCCAGCAUCGGUACGGAAAUGGCGGGUCGCCUCGGACAACAAACCCGCGUUGGUCUACCAGACCACCGAUAUCACAGUCCCCAACCUGGGUGCGAUUGUGGUAGGCAAGCGCAAGGAGGAAGACACUGCCUGGAUUACGGGAGAACUGGCAGAGUGGCGCAGCGUCAUUUACACCGUCGACGAUGUUAAUGCUCCGAUACAUACCCCGAAGAAUAAGGGUCGCGAGGCCCUCCCUUAUCUCCAAUACAUUGUCGACCACUACGACACCCUCCCAGAUCUCGUGAUUUUCAUGCACGCGCACCGUGAUGGCGUAAUCACCGGCUGGCACAUCGACACUAUGGAAUACAGCAAUGUGGACUCGGUGCGCGCAUUGCAGAGAGAUUUCGUCCAACAGGCAGGCUUCGUCAACUUGCGCUGCCAAUUGAGCCCAGGAUGCCCCUCCGCCAUCCAGCCAUUCCGUCAACCGCCGAAUGGCGAAAUCCCAGGCGAGGCAUAUUACGCACAGGCUUGGAAAGAGCUCUUCCCCGGGAAGCCAGUUCCCCGCGAAAUCGCCGCCCCAUGCUGCUCCCAGUUUGCCGUUUCCAAAACAAAUAUUCUCUUGCGCCCCCAUAGCGAUUACCAGCGCAUGUACGACUGGGUGAUGAACAAUAACCUGCCGGACGAGGUGACCUCGUCCAUUAUGGAGUACUCGUGGCACAUUAUCUUCGGCAAGGAUCCUGUCUUCUGCCCUGAUUUGUUCCAAUGCUACGCAGACGUCUACGGCGAAGAAGUCAUCUUUAGCUACUGA
Molecule: messenger RNA, 948 nt
Organism: Penicillium vulpinum
Lineage: Eukaryota; Fungi; Ascomycota; Eurotiomycetes; Eurotiales; Aspergillaceae
Product: DUF3431 domain-containing protein
Exons: 3
Coding region: 1-948 (315 amino acids)
Source: RefSeq, a predicted model, not a curated record